This is a messenger RNA of Caenorhabditis briggsae, 201 nucleotides long. The transcript has 2 exons. Bases 1 to 201 code for a protein of 66 amino acids. The record is from RefSeq and is a predicted model, not a curated record. NCBI's taxonomy places the organism in Eukaryota, Metazoa, Nematoda, Chromadorea, Rhabditida, Rhabditidae.
AUGCGUGUUUCCAUUGUUCUCCUUCUUCUCCUAUCCAUCAUUUCUCUUUCGUUUGGAAAUGAAACUACUGACAGUAAAUCACUAUCCGGAAAAAAAAAAUUGGUCCCCAAAGAUUACGCAGGAUCCGAAGCACACUCAACUGAUCCAGAGAAGAUGAAGAAAAUGCAAAUGCUGCAACCAAAGUUUCGAUUAAUGAAUUGA